Messenger RNA from Marmota flaviventris (yellow-bellied marmot), 5971 nucleotides. RefSeq names its product WD repeat domain 90 (gene Wdr90). The record is from RefSeq and is a predicted model, not a curated record. Gene Ontology annotation, molecular function: protein binding. Gene Ontology annotation, cellular component: centriole. NCBI's taxonomy places the organism in Eukaryota, Metazoa, Chordata, Mammalia, Rodentia, Sciuridae.
GCUGAAGCGGGAAGCGCGAGCUGCCCGGCCAUGGCCAGAGCGUGGCAGCACCCGUUCCUCAACAUCUUCAGAUACUUCAGGGUGGACGAGUGGAAGCGGUCCAGCAAGGAGGGCGAUGUGUCUGUGGUGACGGACAAGGCCCUUAAGAGUACCGUGUAUCGCAUCCAGGGCUCUGUCUCUGCCAGCAAUUACAUCCUGCUUCCCAAAACCAGCACCCAGUCCCUGGGGCUAACUGGGAGAUACCUGUAUGUGCUCUUCCGGCCUCUGCCCACCAAGCACUUUGCCAUCCACCUGGACCUGUCCACCCAGGAUGGCCAGGUCAUCCGUGUGUCAUUCUCCAGCCUCUUCAAGGAGUUCAGGUCCUCUGCCACUUGGCUGCAGUUCCCUUUUGUCUUUGAGGCUAGGACAUCCAGGAAAGACCUAGCAGGUGUGUCCCCCCCUUGUGCCCGCUGGACCUGCCUACAGCUCGACCUGUGUGACAUCUUGUCAGUCUACCUGAGCCGGCGCUACGGCCAUCUCAAGAGUGUCAGGUUGUGUGCCAACCUGCUGGUCAGGAACCUCUACACCAGCGACCUGUGCUUCGACCCCACUGUCAGUGUGGCUGAGGCUCGGAGGGCAAAGCUGCCAGUCACCCCUGUGCCUCGAGAAAUGGCUUUCCCAGUGCCAAAGGGGGAGAGCUGGCAUGACCGCUACGUGCAUGUCCGGUUUCCCAGGGACAACCCAAAAGUGCCUUCCCAGCUGGUCCAGAAGAGUGAUUCCCCUAUUGCAGCAGUCUUCUUGGGGCCAGCAUCACAGCUUCCUCCUCCCCCAGUGGUCUUUGGAGAGCCCAUGCAGAAUGUGUCCCCAUUGGUCCAGAUGCCCAGCCCCACAGCCGUGAGUGCCCCCAGGAGAGGGCUAGGGGACAGCAGCGCCAAGGUACCAAUGUGCUCUGGUUCCCCACAGCCUCCCCAGUUUCCCUCAGCACCCAGUCUCCUUCCAGAAGCCAGCCUGUCCUGUGAGCACUCAGAGGUGCCCAGGGUCAGUGGCCUUAACACCAGUACCCAAGAUCCCACGGCCUGGGCAGAGGCUGCUGACAUGCACACAGUGGUCAGUAAUGGCCAUGUGCUUGCCCACAAGUCGACUGAGAUGCCUGUGGCUCUUGAUGCUGGCUCCUGCAAGCAUUUUCUCCCAGACCCAAUUCUGAGGCUCAAGGGUGUCAUUGGCUUUGGGGGUCACAGCACCAAAUGGGCCCUGUGGACCAAGGAUGGGACGUCUGUUGUUUACCCCUGCCAUGCCGUCAUUGUUGUCCUGCACAUUGACACUGGGGAGCAGCGCUUCUUCCUGGGCCACACAGACAAGGUCUCUGCCCUGGCCCUGGAUGGGAGUAGUGCACUGCUGGCCUCAGCCCAGGCACAGCCCCCCAGCGUGGUGCGGCUCUGGGACUUCCAGACUGGGGGAUGCCUGUCCCUGUUCCAGAGCCCAAUGCAUACCAUCUACUCCCUCAGCUUUUCUGGCAGCGGAGCUCUUCUCUAUGGCGUUGGCAAGGAUGGCCAUGGCAGGACGGUGGUGGUGGCUUGGAGCACCAGCCAGGUGGGCCGUGGUGGCCAGGUAGUGGUUCUCGCCAAGGUGCACACUGACCUUGACAUCCAGGCCUUCCGGGUUGCCUUUUUUGAUGGAACCAGGAUGGCCUCCUGUGGGCGAGGCAGCCUCCGGCUGUGGCGGCUGCGAGGUGGGACGCUACGCUCUUGUUCCGUGGACCUGGGAGAGUACUGUACACUGGAGCUCACUGACCUUGCCUUCGUGCAGGCCCAGGAUGGCCACCGAGCACCUUUGGACUACACACUCUAUGUAUGCAGCCGUAAUGGCCACAUCUUGGAGAUUGACCACCAGCGCAUGGCUGUGAGGUGCAUUCGCCGCCUGCUGCCCUCACGGACCCCUGGCAGCUCCCUCCCCCAAAAGUCAACUUUCAGCUCAGGUCUGGGCAUUGCCAUCAGCAGCCUCAGCAUCUCCCCAACUGUUUGCGCUGUGGGUUCUGAGGACGGCUGUCUGCGACUCUGGCCCCUGGACUUCUCAUCACUGCUCCUGGAGGCAGAGCAGGAAGGCCCUGUCAGCUCCGUCUGCUUCAGCCCCGAUGGCCUGCGUGUGCUGUCCACCACCUCCUCAGGCCACCUGGGCUUCCUGGACAUCCCAUCCCAGGAGUACACUGUGCUGGCACGCUCCCACAUGGCCCCCGUGCUGGCAAUCUCCACAGAGCGGAGCCGUGGACAGCUGGCUACUGUGUCCUUGGACCACACUGUCCGCAUCUGGGACCUGGCCACCCUACGGCAGCUGUAUGACUGCACGUCCUCUGAUGAGGCCCCCAGUGCUGUUGCCCUCCACCCCAAGAGCCCAGCCGUCUUCUGUGGCUUCAGCAGCGGGGCUGUGCGCUCCUUCAGUCUGGAGACAGCUGGGGUCCUGGCAGAACACACGUGUCACCAUGGAACCAUCACUGGCCUGGUUGUCACCCCCGAUGGCAACUUCCUGUUCAGCUCCUGUUCCCAGGGCUCCCUGGCCCAGUACAGCUGUGCUGUCUCCCAGUGCCCCGUCCUCUGUGUAGCAGUGAACGCGGUGUGCCAGGAUGCCCACCCAGGCCCCAAUACCCUGGCAGUCAGUGGGGACAGCCGCCUGCUGGCCUUCGUGGGCCCCUCUAAGUACACAGUGACAGUCAUGGACUCAGCCUCCCUGAACGAGCUGCUGCGGGUUGAUGUCAGCACCCUGGAUCUGGCCAGCAACCACCUGGACUGGGCUGUGGCCAUCUGCUUUGGGCCUGCAGCCCUGGGCCACCUCCUGGUGUCCAUCUCAUCUGACAAGGUUGUGGUUCUUGAUGCCUUGUCAGGACGCACCAUCCGGGAGCUGCCCAGUGUCCGUCCCAUAGCCUGCUCCUCCCUGGCCCUCAGUGAAGAUGCCCACUUCCUGCUGACAGCCACCAGCCGGGCCAUCAGGGUGUGGAAUUACUGGACACAGGCUGACUCCAGCUGCCAGGUGUACAUUGGCCACUCAGAGCCAGUGCAGGCUGUGGCCUUCACCCCAGACCAGCAGCAUGUACUCAGCGUCGGGGACGCCAUCUUUCUCUGGGAUGUCCUGGCCACCCCUGACAGUGGCCGAAGCAUGCCCAGAGUGCCCCUAGCCCAUGACGUUGGCCCAGGUCCCGGGCAGCUGGAGGGUCCAGCAUGUGGGGCCGACAGGCUCCCCGGGCAGCUGGAGGGUGCAGCAUGUGGGGCCGACGGGCUCCCCCGGCAGCAGGUGCCUGUGCCAUCUCAGGGACCCCCACCGAGGCUGGACAUGUGUGCCAUGCCCCCUGAGGGCAAUGAUGGUGAGAGGCAGGGGUCCUGGGGCCCCAGGGAGGUGCAGAUGGGCAGGUGGUGUGGGUUCCUCUUCCUCUUGCUGCCCCCAGGUACGUUCUGCAUGUCGAAUGAGGAAGAGCUCUGCAAGGAGAGCCAGGGCCCACCCGUGCUUGUGGAGAGGGAGACUGGUGGGGCUGGCAGUGCGGCCUGGGGGUCUGUGAGGAGAUCCCAAGGACUCUUCAUGUCUCCCCUUUGCCACAGCUGGUCCAGUACCCGGAGCAUCCAGGAAGCGAGGGCUCAGCCUCUAGCCCGCCCAGAUUCCUACAAGCACUUCACAGCUCGCUAUAAGGCCUCCACACUGGCCGAGGUUAGCACCUCCUUCCCUCCCGAGGGUGCCAAGCAACUGCGCCUGAGAACCGUGGUGGGCUACAAUGGGAACGGGCGGGCCAACAUGGUCUGGAAGCCGGACACAGGGUUCUUUGCCUAUACCUGCGGCCGCCUGGUGGUGGUGGAGGACCUGCACUCUGGUGCCCAGAAGCACUGGCUUGGCCACCCUGAAGAGAUCUCCACACUGGCUCUCAGCCACAACUCCCAGGUCCUGGCUUCUGCAUCUUGCUGCAGCAGCGCAGCCGCCCGCUGCCAGAUCCGCAUCUGGGAUGUGCCUGGGGGCCUCUGCCAGCAGCUCAUUUCUCACCACAACACUGCCGUGCAGGCACUGGCCUUCUCACCAGAUGACAAGCUUCUUGUGUCACUGGGGGACUAUGGUGACUGCACACUGGCCUUGUGGAGCACAGCCACCUAUGAGCUCGUGUCCUCUGCCUGCCUCCUGGAGUCCAUGCAUGGUGUGGCCUUUAACCCCUGGGAUGCCAGUGAGCUUACCUGCGUGGGCACAGGUUCUGUUGCCUUCUGGUUCCUGCAGCAGCGUGGAGCAGACGUGAACCUCCAGAUGCACAGAGAGCCAGUCCCUGAGGAGGUGGGGGCAGUGGAGCUUACCGCACUCUGCUAUGGGGCUGCUCCCCUGCUGUACUGUGGCUCCAGUUCUGGCCAGGUCUGUGUCUGGGACACGUGUGCUGGCCGCUGCUUCCUGGCCUGGGAGGCAGAUGAUGGCGAGAUUGGGGUACUGCUGUGCUUGGGUUCGAGGCUGGUCAGUGGUAGCAACACUAAACGGCUGCGCCUGUGGUCCGUGGGGGCUGUGCCAGAGCUGAGACGCAAGGGCUCUGGUGCCAGGUCCAGCUCUGUGUUCAUGGAACGCGAGCUGACCCUGGAUGGGGCUGUGGUGAGUGCCAGCUUCGACAGCAGCAUGGACAUGGGCAUCGUGGGCACCACGGCUGGCACACUGUGGUAUGUCAGCUGGGCUGAGGGAAGUAGCACCCGCCUCGUCAGCGGCCACAGGAGCAAGGUGAACGAGGUGGUCUUCAGUCCAGACGAGUCUCACUGUGCCACAGGGGGUGAGGACGGCAGUGUACGGGUGUGGUCCUUGGCCAGCAUGGAGCUGGUGAUUCAGUUCCAGGUGCUGAACCAGAGCUGCCUCUGUCUUGCAUGGAGCCCCCCAUCCUGUGGACAUCCAGAGCAGCAGCAGGUGGUGGCCGGCUACAGCGAUGGCACACUGCGCGUAUUCAGCAUUGCCCGUACCUCAAUGGAGCUCAAGAUGCAACCCCACCGGGCUGCCCUUAUGGCCCUGGCCUUUUCCACUGAUGGUCAAACCAUCCUCUCUGGAGACAAGGAUGGGGUUGUGGCUGUGAGCCGCCUCCGCACAGGGAUAACCUUUCGUGUGUUGAGUGACCACCAGGGUGCCCCCAUCUCUACCAUCCAGAGCACAAGUAAAAAGUAUGGAGAUCUAGGGGUGGAGGGCACAGACCUGUGGCUGGCUGCUAGCGGGGACCAAAGGAUCAGCGUCUGGGCCUCUGACUGGCUUCGGGAUUGCUGUGACCUCCUGGACUGGUUAAGCUUCCCAGCACCUGCCACCUUGGAGGCCUCAGGCCUCCCUCCACCCUCCCUUGCUGCCUUCUGCCCUUGGGAUGGGGCACUGCUGGUGUGCGUGGGCCUCGGUGCACAUGAAGAGGUGGUCUUCUACAGCCUCCGCCAGAAGCAGGUAGUGGAGAAGAUGUCAUUGCCCUUCUUUGCCAUGUCCCUGAGCCUGUCUCCAGGGGCACGCUUCAUAGCCAUUGGCUUUGCUGAAUGCACACUGAGGCUCUUGGACUGCAUGUCAGGGGUAGCGCAGGACUUCACUGGCCAUGAUGACUCUGUGCAUCUGUGCAGGUUCACCCCAUCUGCCAGGCUGCUCUUCACAGCUGCCCACAAUGAGAUCCUGGUGUGGGAGGUCAUGGGCCAUGGAUGCAGAGUGACUGCAGUCUUAGGUCCCUGAUGGCCUGCUGGGCACCUACAGAAAAGCCAGGUUGGGAUCGUGGCAUGCAGAGCCAGAUGGCCUGGACAGGCUGGGACUCUAAGUCAUCAGCACCAAGCUCCUUUGAAUUCGAGUGACCAGAACAGACAAUAGGGCGUGGGAUGUAGCUCAGUGGCAGAGACUUGUCUAGCAUGUUAUGAGGCCCUGGUUUCUAUCCCCAGCACUAAAAACAAAAACAAAAAGACCUGUUGCCUUUUACUCUAAGGAGUUGUUGAUGUUCCUAUCUUUUAGAAUUUAAAUAAACAUGCACAUUUAUUACAUUGUG